GUAUCUCCCCACUGUCCACUUCUGUAAAAAGAAAUCUCAUUUUUGUUGGACGGCAAAAGAAAAUCUAAAAAUAGCAUGGAGGAGCAUCUUACUUCUCUGCAAGUUUCUUCCUUUAUGUUUUUUCUUCUUCUCCGUGGAAGCAGGAGAAAACCAGAGGAAGAGAAACAGUUAUGCUUUGCCAUUGCUGCAUUCAUUCACUUCCACUAAAAAAAUUUUAAAAAAAAAAACAGAAAAAAGAAAGAAAGAAAGAAAGACAUAAAGAUGAUGAAGACGACGAUUUCUCUUUUCUUUUUAUUUCCUGCUUCCCAAGAAACCCGUGAAAAGUCCAUAAAGAUGAUGAAGACAAGAUCAGAAACCGAUACAGAGACACAUCGGCAUCGUGUUAAGUUUGUCUUGGCAUUAACAAUAGCUCUCGUGUUUCCGACACUGUCUCUCUCUCAAGAUUACAAUGAGGAACGGCCCCCUGGGCUGGUCGACUGCGAUGGCGUUUACAUGUCGUACAGAUUCGGCAGCCGGGAGAGGGAGUACCCUCGUGUCAAGAACGUGACGGCUCAGUCGUGGGCAUUCAAGUCCACGGCCAUUAUCGUAAACACUGGUACUGAAGAGAUCAAAGGCUGGCAAAUGUUCAUAGGGUUUCAACACAGGGAACUCAUUGUGUCUGCAACUGGGUCCGUUUCCGCAGACGGAGAGUUUCCUUACGACGCAAGCAACGGGACAACGUUCAUCGGAUCUCCCAACACGGACUUGAAGACUUCAAUCGAGACAGCUGGGGAUUACGCUCAGAUCUCUGCUGAUAUCGAGAUCACUGGUACGAUGUUUGGUCUCAAGGCCAAUGUUAUGCCCAUGCCUAAGACGAUCAAGCUCACAAACGAUGGAUGGGAAUGCCCCACUCCUAACUCCAAAGAAGGUACGAUGCAAGUUUGCUGCAAGAAGAACCCUAAAUUCAAAGACAGGACGAAUGCCAAAACCAAGUUCAUGCCGAGACAGUACGGAGACCUGAACAUAGUGUACGACGUCCUUCAAGCUUACCCAAACAACUACUUAGCUCAGGUGACCAUAGACAAUGAUAACCCAUUGGGGCGGUUGGACCAUUGGAACCUGACGUGGGAGUGGAUGAGGGGCGAGUUUAUCUACUCGUUACGAGGAGCCUACACCGACGAGAAAGAUCCUGCAGAUUGCUUAAACAGCAAGGCAGGAGAGUAUUACCAGGACUUAGAUUUCUCUCAGGUCGCCAACUGCCAGAAGAAACCUACCAUCAAAGAUUUACCGGUUGAUCGCAAAGACGAUAACCUCAUCGGGAAAUUGCCUUUCUGCUGCAAAAACGGGACCCUCUUGCCCAGCAUCAUGGAUCCCUCUAAAGCCAGGUCCAUUUUCCAGUUACAAGUGUAUAAGUUGCCACCUGAUCUAAACAGAACAGAGUUCUACCCACCACAGGGCUGGAAAAUCGACGGAUUUGUGAACCCGCAGUACAAAUGUGGACCGCCCGUUAGGGUGGACGGCUCAGCAUUUCCGGACCCGAAUGGACUUCAGGCCACAUCCUUUGCCGUGGCCAGCUGGCAGGUUAUCUGCAACAUAACCAGGCCCAAACCACGAGCUUCUCGCUGUUGCGUCUCUUUCUCAGCCUUCUACAAUCAAUCUGCCAUUCCCUGCAACACAUGUGCCUGUGGUUGCGACGAUAUUGACACCGACACUUGUGAUUCCCAGGCUCGCCCUAUGCUAUUGCCUCCUGAUUCUCUUCUGGUCCCGUUCACUAAUCGGACCCUUAAGGCGAAGGCAUGGGCAAAACAAAGACACUUUCCCAUCCCGAAGAAGCUUCCUUGCCCAGACAACUGCGGUAUCAGCAUUAACUGGCAUCUGAACUCAGAUUACAGCAACGGGUGGACAGCAAGUGUGACAGUGUUUAACUGGGGAGAUAACUCUGUCGAAGAUUGGUUCGUGGCCGUGGACUUGGGAAGGUCUGGUGAAGGAUAUGAAAAGGUUUAUUCGUUCAACGGGACGCGUAUUCCUCCCAAGAACCAAACGAUUCUCUUCCAGGGGCUACCCGGGUUAAACUAUUUGAUCCGUUUAACUAAUGGAUCGAACCCAUUGAAAGAUCCUCGGGUUCCCGGGAAAAUGCAGUCGGUAAUAUCGUUCAGGAAGAAGGAUAUAAAGAGUUUGAACAUUCGUGGUGGAGAUGGAUUCCCGAAGAGAGUGUUCUUCAAUGGAGAGGAAUGCGAGCUUCCAAAGCAUUUGCCUAAGAGCUCCGGAGAGAGAUUCCUUCCGGCAGCCACAUUCUUGCGUUCAGCUCUCACUGUUACCGUCAGCUUUCUGGCGAUCACCGAUCGGCAUCUCUCCCUUUGAAAGAGUUCUUGUGGUAGAGACGUUAGCUUUUGUUGAGAAGUUAAAUGCACAAGAGAUUUCUCUGUGGAUUAUUCACAGUUGAUUAAGGAUGCUUUCUGGGUUUUAUUAGCGAAUCAUAAACGAUUUCAGACAAAUCUCAAACACUGCGUGUCCUUUCGAAACUUAUGAUCACAUACACAUUGCAACAAAGCCAAGAGAACAACAAAAGUAUAUCUGUGGACAAGCGACAGAGAAGAGAAGGCAAAGCUAGUUUUGCAUGUUUUUUUUUUUCAUUUUUGAAAUCUAGAUACUAUAAAGUUGCUUUACGAAUGAUUUCAUUUCCUUUUUCUUUAAAAUAAUCAGUUAAAGCUCGUUAGAGAUACCAACACAGUGCCAGGUUCUCCCCCUCAGACGUUUUCUCAUCGUUAUGGUAUAUUACAAAACACUAGAUCUGUUAUAUAAAUAGUACAACAAAGAUUUGCAUGAACAACUUCGAGUUAGAUAUAAUUCAGAUUCCAGAUUUGAGUUCUGAGGUCUCUGUUCUCGUUCCCACCUUUUUCGAGGAUGCUUGCGACCCAAGUUAUCGUAUCAUAACAGGGGAAAGAAAAAAAAA
This is a messenger RNA of Tarenaya hassleriana, 2932 nucleotides long. Its product is annotated as COBRA-like protein 11. The transcript has 5 exons. The record is from RefSeq and is a predicted model, not a curated record. Gene Ontology annotation, molecular function: carbohydrate binding. The coding region runs from base 262 to 2340 and encodes 692 amino acids. Lineage: Eukaryota; Viridiplantae; Streptophyta; Magnoliopsida; Brassicales; Cleomaceae. Gene Ontology annotation, biological process: cellulose microfibril organization. Gene Ontology annotation, cellular component: membrane.